Tarenaya hassleriana is the source of this 1512-nucleotide messenger RNA. RefSeq names its product F-box/kelch-repeat protein At3g06240-like. The coding region runs from base 28 to 1233 and encodes 401 amino acids. The record is from RefSeq and is a predicted model, not a curated record. Lineage: Eukaryota; Viridiplantae; Streptophyta; Magnoliopsida; Brassicales; Cleomaceae. Gene Ontology annotation, molecular function: protein binding. The transcript has a single exon.
AGAACUAAUACAUCUGCCACUUAAACGAUGAUGGAGACAGCGAAAGGGGCAAGACGGACAGACGAGUACGUCGAGGAAGAAGAAAGUCGUGGCGAUGCUCCACCGGAAUUUCCCUUUCUUCCUCCAGAGAUGAUAAGGGAGGUUCUCCUUCGAUUACCCGAGAAAUCGAUCGGCCGAUUCAGGUGCGUCUCUAAGCUCUUUCGAUCUCUCUCGUCGGAUCCUGCGUUUGCGAAGGCCCACCUCGAUCUUUCCCUUCGAAACGACGCGUUCCCAUCAGGUCGGAGAAGGCUCAUCGUGUCUUACCGCCACAAUCUCUACACGGUAGAUUUCGAUUCCGUAGUUGAUGCGUGCGACGGUAUUAGGGAUUUGGGUGCUGUUGAGAUCCUUCAGUCUCCUGUCAAGUCCAAUGUCGUCUCAUCGUGUUAUCGGGAAGGUUACUGGGUUGGAGUGGUCGGGUCUUGCAAUGGGCUGGUGUGUACCACGAAUGUAGCAGGUGACGUGUUCUUGUUCAAUCUGACCACUGGAGAAUCUAAGAGAAUUCCGGGUGUGCUCGAUUUGCUAAAUUUGGGGACCGAACGGGUGCGCAAUUGUGGGUUCGGUUUCGGGUUCCAUGCCAUAACCGAUGAUUAUAAGUUGGUGGCACUUGUCAUGGGCGAUGUUCUGAAUGCCAGUGUUUAUUCUCUAAAGACAGAUUCUUGGAAACGGGUCGGAGAUUCGCGUUAUGAAUAUGAUGAUGAUGAUACCAAUUACGAUGGUGUGCUUGUCAAUGGUGCAAUCCACUGGGUUGCAAGGCAUCGAGAGAAUGGUCGGAGAGUUGUAGUGGCGUUCGAUCUAACGACUGAGCAGUUCAAAGACAUGGCUUUUCCUGAUGAAGCCGAUGAGUGCCCACACAGGGUUAGGGGAUUUCAGCUCCAUAAACUCAAUGGCAGACUCUGCAUGGUUUACAACUGCUUCGAGAAGCAUGGUGAUUUCUGGGUGAUGAAUGAGUAUGGAGUGGCUAGCUCUUGGGCCAGAGUUCGGAUAAGUGUGUCAUACAGCAGCAUGAAGCCGUUGUGUUCGGUUAGGAACGAGGAGGAAACUCUUAUGGAACUAAAUGGACAGUUGGUGCUGUACAAUUUCCGGAAUGACGUUUCUACGUCAUUGGUCCUUAAAGAUGCUGAGCUGCGCUGCGUAAUGGCGGCCGAUACAUACAUAGAGAGCCUCAUAUCACCGAACCAAUAUGGUAUGGCUUAGCACACGUAGGAGAACGAUUUCCACGGAAUAAAUGUGUGGUUAGACCCAGGAUGAAUUUCAUCAUCAUCACCACUUUAUGAUGACGAUGAUGCUUCUUCCCUCAUGGAAUACAUAGAUUUCAUUUAAGAUUCUGAUUCAUAUAGCUGAGUGAGGAUAUCAUGAAAGCUAUUUUUUAUUUGUAAGUUAAAAUCUAUCACCAGAAAAAUAAGGACUUUUGAAGCUUUUGGGAGAAAUGUGUAUAUGUAUAUAUUUACCAUGGAAAGCUGUCGUUACCAAGCU